Jaculus jaculus (lesser Egyptian jerboa) is the source of this 1372-nucleotide messenger RNA. RefSeq names its product chromosome 13 C12orf43 homolog (gene C13H12orf43). The transcript is spliced from 6 exons. Bases 5 to 796 code for a protein of 263 amino acids. Lineage: Eukaryota; Metazoa; Chordata; Mammalia; Rodentia; Dipodidae. Gene Ontology annotation, biological process: negative regulation of Wnt signaling pathway; Spemann organizer formation; Wnt signaling pathway. The record is from RefSeq and is a predicted model, not a curated record.
CAAUAUGGUGGCGCCCAGGGGUACCAUGAGCGAUUCGGAGAGCAGUAACGGUAGCAGCAGCGAGGGCGAUGAGGAGGAGCUGGCGCGGUGUCGCGAGGCAGCGAGACCGGCUUGGGACUUUGAGCCGCCCUCGCGGCCAGCGGAGAAGCCAAAGGCCGAUGCUACAAGUAACCAGUUGCCCACCUCCCAGCCAAGCCUCAGGCGUAAGGUGGACCAGCAUGACCACGAUGGCAAUGAGCUUCAGACCACCCCUGAGUUCCGAGCCCACGUAGCCAAGAAGCUGGGAGCCCUGCUGGACAGCUCCAUCACCAUCUCAGAAGCAGUGAAGGAGCCACGAAAAGCUGAGGCACAGAAAGCGGCCUCAGAGGACGAUGGCUUCCGCCUUUUCUUCACAUCUGUCCCUGGAGACCCCAAGGAGGAAGCUUCUCCUCAGACCCGCCAAAAGCGACGGCCCCCCAGCUCCAGCAGUGAGGACAGUGAGGAGGAGUGGCAGCGAUGCCGGGAGGCGGCCGUGUCAGCUUCUGACAUUCUUCAGGAGUCAGCCAUUCACAGCCCUGGCAUGGUGGAAAAGGAAACCAAGGAGAAGAAGAAGAAGUUGAAAAAGAAAGCCAAGAAGGUGGCCACCACAGACUUGGCCAUAGCAGCCACCCCUGCCAGUGAGGCCACAGCUCCCAGACAGGAAAAGGAGACUGGCAAAGUUAAUGGAGACAGGGUGUCACUUGGGACCAAGAAGAAGAAAAGGAAGAAAAAGAUCAAGCAGGCCAGUGAGGCUUCCCAGUGUCCACAGACAGAGUGAAACAGCUGUGCCUGCAAAUUGACCCCAGGCUGUCGGUGCCGUGCCCACCAGCUCUAAGGAUGGGGCACCCAGAGGAGACAGUGCAUAUCUGGGCCUCACCUCCCUCCAAGUUCAAGCAUGGACUACCCACAAGACCCUGACCAUGAUCCAGCUUGCCCAAGAGUCUAGUAAAGAAGUGACUGGGGUGAGAAGCCUGGGUGAGCUGAACAGACCAGCGGGUUCCAGAACAUUCCAUGGGCCUCAGAAGCCUUUGAGCUGUUAAGAGACUAGAGGCCAAGUGGUAUAGCUUCUCUUGCUCCAGUACUACCCAAAGUGGGCAAAUAGCAGGAGACAUUCCUCCAUCCCCAUGCUCCCAGCCUGACAUGACUAGUGGUCUUUAGGAAAGGAGGCCAGGGGUCCUCAAGCUGCUGAGGCCCUGAGAAAAACUUCUGUACUCCCUAUGCCCCUUCCCCCAUCUCCCCACCCUCAUCCACUUACACUGGACAGACAUUAUCUGGAAAAGGAGGGAAGAUUCUUUUUUUCCCGGUUUUCCAGAAUUUUCUUUCUCCACAUUUGUAAAUAUACCAUGCACAAUAA